Molecule: messenger RNA, 988 nt
Organism: Fragaria vesca subsp. vesca
Lineage: Eukaryota; Viridiplantae; Streptophyta; Magnoliopsida; Rosales; Rosaceae
Exons: 2
Coding region: 1-768 (255 amino acids)
Source: RefSeq, a predicted model, not a curated record
AUGGCUGCUGAGGUUAGCUCUCUGUUUCGGGUCCUCAGUGGCUACAACGAUGAUCAACAACAUCUUAGCAUGGGUAGUGAAUCCAGUGGUGACAAAUCAACGGCUCUGAUUACAAGAGACUUGCUUGGUGGCGGGUCUUCUUCUUCUUCCAAGCUUUCAAACGAGUCUCAGGAACUCGACCUCGAUUUACAGGUCCCUAAUGGCUGGGAAAAGCGCCUAGACUUGAAGUCAGGGAAAGUGUAUCUUCAAAGGUCCAGUGCUGUUUCGAUCUCGGAUCAUCAAAGCCACCGCAAUCCAACAGUUCCCAUGAUGCAAGACCUGAACUUGAACUUUCCGCCAUCACCAUCCUCGAAAACCCCGUUAAAACUCUUUGAUGAUACGAGCACUAGCCUUGAAUUGAAGCUAGUAUCCUCAUCCUCAUCACCACCACCUCAGCAGCCAUCUCCUUGCAAUUUCCAGAGUCUGUGCACCUUGGACAAAGUAAAGUCUGCACUGGAAAGGGCUGAGAGAGAACCGAUCAAGAAGCGCGCCACUUCCUUGUGGAAGUCUUCAUUGUCAUCCUCGCCAUCUUACGCAUCCUCUUCGUCUUCCAUCAAGGAAACUCAGGAGGAGGACAGUGAAUUUUCUUCUCCUUUCGCAGCGGGGUGUCCUGGCUGCUUGUCAUAUGUUCUGAUCAUGAGAAAUAACCCGAAAUGUCCUAGGUGCAAUUCAGUGAUUCCAAUGCCCAUGUCAAAGAAAUCUCGAAUUGAUCUCAACAGAACAAACUGAGAGGAUGAAGAUGAUUGAUCAUAGUUAAGACGAUUGUUCAUGCUUGACAUCAUUUUUGUAUAUGAUAUCUACAACAUAUUAGUUUUUUUGUUGAAGAAUAGAUCAGCUGGUAGUUUUUUAUAGACGACGAGCAUAUGUACAUUCAGAAAGGGUUGGUUGCUCUCUCUAGCAAGAUUUAUGCUUAUGGUUCUAAAUGGAUGUGUUGACUACUAUUUUUUCU